AAGGUGCCACUCUCGGGGCAGAGACUUGGGGGCAAGUAGAGGAAUUUACAGGAGUUGGGGAAUUUAUUGGAAGGAAUUGAUCUCCUUUAUUUCCCACCCCCUUGUAUUACUAUUGAGUCCUGGGCCCCCCCUGCUUGUGUCCCUGCCAGUCCUGAUCCAGCCCGGGGUGCUAAUAGUAUCAGUGAGUAUAUUGGGGGAAUAUAGAGCCCCUUGUACUAAGGUGCCAAUACCUUGUGCUGUGUGUGAGGGAUAGCUUCCCCUUUAACCUGGGCAAUGGGGCUGUUUUACUGCCAUAAGAACAGCAGUGUCACCAGUAAUGUGUGGAAAGGGUUAAAGAGCCAGAUCUGCAGUCGGGACCCUCAGGGUUUGGAGCUGGACGAGAUCCACAUGUUACAGCAGAGACGGAUCCAGGAGAGCCCAGUACUCCGAGCUGCCAAGGAGAAUGACGUGAGAGCCCUUAGGAAGCUCCAGGGCUGCCCCUCCACUGAUCUCUAUGCCAGAGGUGGCGUGGGGGAGACGGCGCUCCAUGUGGCGGCGCUAUACGAUAAUAUGGAGGCUGCGCAACUCCUCAUCAACGAAGCUCCCGGCCUUGUGAAUCUGCCCUGCACCUCGGCAUUGUAUGAAGGCCAAACAGCGCUGCACAUCGCGGCCGUGAAUCAGAAUCUGAAUCUGGUGAAGCUGCUGCUACAGAGAGGCGCCGACAUCCUCUCCCCCCGCGCCACCGGCACCUUCUUCACUUUCCAUCAGAGAAACCUCUUCUACUUUGGGGAACACGUUCUGACAUUCGCUGCCUGCGUGGGACACGAGGGAAUCGUCCGUCUCCUUAUCGAGAGCGGCGCCAAUAUCCGAGCCCAGGACAGUUAUGGUAACACAGUUCUGCACAUUCUGGCUCUGCAGCCCAACAGAACCUUCUCCUGUGAGAUGUUUGAUCUGAUCAUGAGCUACGACAAGGGGGACCGGGGUCCGAGCCUGGAUACCGUCCCCAACAACCGGGGACUCUCCGCCCUACAAGUGGCCGCUGCCGAGGGCAACACGGUGAUGUUCCAGCACUUGGUCCAGAGACGGAAACACAUCCAGUGGACGUUUGGCCCAUUGAGCUCCACGUUGUAUGACCUGACAGGGAUUGACUCCUGGGGGGAGGACCAGUCCGUUUUGGAGAUCGUUGUCGCUUCCAAAAAGAAGGACGCCCAGCACAUUCUGGAUCUCACUCCGGUGAAGCAGUUGGUGUUCCUCAAGUGGCGGAGCUGCGGUCGCCCCUACUUUUGGCUCCUGGCCGCGCUCUAUAUUCUCUAUAUAGUGACCGUGACAAUGUGCUGCAUCUACAGACCCCUCAAACCCAUCCCUGGAGCCUUCAACCAAUCAAAUCCGGGUCGAGACAUAACUAAGUUCAUGCAGAAGCCCCUCACCGAAGCCUAUGAGACUUAUGAAGAUGAUCUGCGUCUGGUUGGAGAGCUAAUUAGCGUGGGCGGGGCAAUUAUUAUAUUACUACUGUUGAUUCCAGAUUUGCUCAGAGUCGGAGCCACCAGAUAUUUUGGACAAACCGUUCUGGGAGGCCCUUUCCACGUUAUCAUAAUCAUAUUUGCCAUAAUGGUUCUGACUACGCUGGUGAUGAGACUGACUAGCAGCGACGGGGAGGUGGUUCCUAUGUCCUUUGCCCUUGUGUUUGGUUGGUGCUACGUCAUGUAUUUUACAAGGGGUUUCCAAAUGCUCGGGCCCUUUACUAUCAUGAUACAGAAGAUGAUAUUUGGGGACCUUUGGCGCUUUUGUUGGCUUAUGGCUGUCGUUAUUCUGGGCUUUGGAGGAGCCUUCUAUGUCAUAUUCCAGACUGAGGACUCAAGUCAGUUGGGGCAGUUCAUGAACUACCCCAUGUCCUUAUUCACCACAUUCGAACUUUUCCUCACAAUCAUCGAUGGACCUGCCAAUUACGCAGUGGAUCUGCCGUUCAUGUACAGCGUCAUGUACUCUGCGUUUGCGGUCAUUGCGGCGCUUCUCAUGCUCAACCUGCUCAUCGCCAUGAUGGGAGACACUCACUGGCGAGUUGCUCAUGAGAGGGAUGAACUGUGGAAGGCUCAGGUCGUUGCCACCACUAUAAUGCUGGAGAGAAAGAUGCCAAAAAGACUGUGGCCGCGUUUAGGAAUCUGUGGGAAAGAUUAUGGGCUGGGAGAGAGCUGGUUCCUACGAGUUGAGGAAAGAAAAGACGUGGAUAGGAAGAAGAUAAAGCCCUUUGUGGAGGCGUUCCAAUGCGCCGAUGAAGAUGACAGAAAGAGUGAGAAGGAGACCCCCAAACCUGCACUCAGCGAGGAGAAAGUAACCAUUUCCCUCCCAAACAAGGAGGCUCCUCCCUCUCCCUCCAUGCUCAGCCUUGAGUCAAAUACGUCCCAAAGAAGGUCCAACCGGGGGUGGGAGAUUAUAAGGAAAACUCCCAUUGAUCAACUCCAGGGCAGAACCAACUAUGGUCUAGACACUGAGGAUGAGGUAUAUGAGGUCUGAAAUGAUACGGCAGAUAGUUAUAUGGCAGAUAGUUAUAUGACAAAAAGUUAUAUGACAAAUAGUUAUAUGGCAGUUAGUUAUAUGACAAAAAGUUAUAUGGCAUUUAGUUAUAUGACAAAAAGUUAUAUGGCAGAUAGUUAUAUGACAAAUAGUUAUAUGGCAGUUAGUUAUAUGACAAAAGUUAUAUGGCAGGUAGUUAUAUGACAAAUAGUUAUAUGGCAGUUAGUUAUAUGACAAAAGUUAUAUGGCAGGUAGUUAUAUGACAAAUAGUUAUAUGGCAGUUAGUUAUAUGACAAAUGUUAUAUGGCAGAUAUUUAUAUGACAAAUAGUUAUAUGGCAGUUAGUUAUAUGACAAAAGUUAUAUGGCAGUUAGUUACAUGACAAAAAGUUAUAUGGCAGUUAGUUACAUGACAAAAAGUAUAUGGCAGUUUAGUUACAUGACAAAAAGUUAUAUGGCAGUUAGUUAUAUGACAAAUAGUUAUGUGGCAGAUAGUUAUAUGACAAAUAGUUAUAUGGCAGAUAGUUACGUGGCAGAUAGUUAUAUGGCAGUUAGUUAUGUGGCAGAUAGUUAUAUGACAAAUAGUUAUAUGGCAGAUAGUUACGUGGCAGAUAGUUAUAUGGCAGUUAGUUAUGUGGCAGAUAGUUAUAUGACAAAUAAUUAUACGCCAAAUAGUUUAUCCACUUGGGAUUUAAUUCCAGUGAUUUUAGGGAUAUGAAGGUUCCUUCAAUGUGGAAUCUUACUGUUUAUGACAAAAGUUAUAUGGCAGUCUGGCAGAUAGUUAUAUGGCAGAAAGUUAUGGCAGUUAGGUAUAUGACAAAUAGUUACAUGGCAGAUAGUUAUAUGACAAAUAAUUUUUUUUUUAAUUUUUUUUUAAAUAAAGUUUAUUCACCUGGGAUUUAAUUCCGGUGAUUUUAGGGAUAUGAAGGUUCCUUCAAUGUGGAAUCUUACUGUUUAUAGAAGGAAAUAUAGGAGGUGCCUGUGUUUGGGGCCCGUUCCUCCGGUCCCUUAAUGGAACCUUUAAUCUAACGUAAUAAAAGAGGCAGAGAGUAUUAGUCUGUAGGCUUUGGGCUUUUUAUUGCUCCAAAAACUAAUCCAAAAAGUUAAUCAAGGGCUACGGUGGCAUUAAAUUCAUCAUUCCUGAGGUAUUUCCUCUCCCUAUACUCGCCCAUAAAAUGGUAGAAUCUCUGAAUUUGCCCCAAACCGACUGCUCUUCACUAGAAGGAACUAAAGGGCUCAUGUCCAAUGGCAGGGAUAGGGUAUGAAAUGCAUAAUAUUGUAUUUACCACCAAUCUAUGGGCGGAGCUUAGUGUAUUUAGUGCAGGGAACAGAGCAGAGCUGGACCAAUCAGUGCUACUGGUACAUGUGCUCCCCCCGUGGCCCUCACAAUGGUAUGGCCCUUAGCGCUACUGCACUUGUCUAAUAUUGUAACUUGGGUUACUGAAUCGGCACUUUGAUGGGAGAACAGAACCUCAACUGUUAUGGCUACAGGACUCCGGGGGCCACGUAAGGAUCAGCAGGGGCGGGGUCAGGAGCAAGGGGCGUGUCCCAAGUGCUCACAUGGUGCAGCGGGGGCCCUAUUAAGGCUUUGCUGGGUUUGCUGAAGUUACAUCCCUGAAUGUGAUUAUUAAACUUUUCAUAAUAAACAUAAACGUAUGGUUAAUUGGUGCUUACAAA
Molecule: messenger RNA, 4165 nt
Organism: Xenopus tropicalis (tropical clawed frog)
Lineage: Eukaryota; Metazoa; Chordata; Amphibia; Anura; Pipidae
Product: transient receptor potential cation channel subfamily V member 6-like
Exons: 15
Coding region: 274-2490 (738 amino acids)
Biological process (GO): transmembrane transport; monoatomic ion transport; calcium ion transport
Cellular component (GO): plasma membrane; membrane
Molecular function (GO): calcium channel activity; monoatomic ion channel activity
Source: RefSeq, a predicted model, not a curated record